CUUUCGGCUUUCUUGCGGUCCACGCACGACUUUGCCCCGCCUCGCCUCGCUCAGCGUCGCCGGAGGCACGCAGCUCAACGGGUGUGUGUCGCAUGUAUCUAUUGAUAUCUGUGCUGGAGCUUGUGGUUUUCUUCUGCUCCUGUACAAAACACACUCGACGCAUCUGGUCAAAUGAUCGCCAUCUGCGGGUCAUGUCGGGCAAGUCAAGGCUCUGUGCCGGCGUUCGAGAAACAUCUACGACCAGAAGCUGUCCAGGAGGAUAUCCACGUGGCCAUGUCGGCUAUGAGUUAGGGUUUUGAGAGUACGACAGCUAAAGACAAGAAGAACACUUGUGUCGAUAGUAGUUACGUUGUGUAAAGCGUAGACGAGGCAAUAGUUUCCAGGAAACCAGGGGCCGAUAUUGUUCGAGCUGUUAUAAACCCGCGUGUCUCUAUUAAUAAGUUACAAAUUGUGGAACUUGAAGUCGCUAUCUGUAUCCGUCAAUCGAUAUAUAUAUUUAUGCCAUCCAAGCAACGUCUUUUUUCAUGGACGCCCCUGCUUAUUUCAGCAAGACAAUGCCAAACCACAUUCUGCACGUGUUGCAACAGCGUGGCUUCGUAGUAAAAGAGUGCGGGUACUAGACCUGGCCUGCCUGCGGUCCAGACCCGUCUCCCGUUGAAAACGGGUGGCGCAUUAUGAAGCGUAUAAUACGGCAACGGAGACCCCGGACUGUUGAACGGCUGAAGCUGUACAUCGAGCGAGAAUGGGAAAGAAUCCCACCGACAAAGCUUCAACAAUUAGUGUCCUCGGUUCCCAAACGUUUAUUGAAUGUUUACACAGUGGUCAACAUGAGCCUGUCCCAGCUUUUUGGGAACGUGUUGCAGCCAUAAAAUUCCAAGUUAAUCAUUAUUUGCUAAGAACAAGAGGAUGAGGAUGUUCUUCCUCCAAAGCCAAUGCCUCCACUCCUCCAAAGCCCCGAUGAUAGCCACCAGCUCUCGGUUAUCAACGUCAUCAUUUCUUUCGGCAGGGGACAGACGACGGAAAGUCAAGUCUUACUUCGGAAUAAAUUAAAUGUGAGCGCACUGAAUGACGGUGAUGUGGUUAGAUACAUUGAGGGAAAAGCCAACUCUAGUCUCAAUUUAAUUCACGCCCGAGUAUCCAUCGAGCCUCUCCCGAAAGGCGGGGUACACCCCGGACUGGUCGCCAGCCGAUUGAAGGGCACAUAUAGACAAACACCCAUCCGCACGCCGCAUUCGCAGCGUAUUCAAUGAACCUACCAUGCGUGUUUUGUGAAUGUGGGCGGAAACCGGAGAACCUGGAAAAAACCCACACGGGAAGUUCAGGAACAUUACUUAAGGUUGUUGAGCGCAAAUGUCAGCAACAAACACUACAAUCUCAUGUUUAAUUUUGAAGCUUUUGUCUAGACUUGUGAAGUACAGUAAAUAACAAUAACAGCGACAACAACAAAAACGGAUUUAUCUGCACACAUUUAAAUGUGAAAAAGGUUCUGUAAUAUGUGACAACCAUCUCUAAAAAUAGAAGUAAAAAUGUCACAUUUAAGGAUUCAGUUGCUAUGUUGCCAUGGCAUUCUUAGAUGCAUCGAAGAAUAAACAACUGCAGCGUGGGCCACAAGUGCUCACUGCGGCCCUCGCCCGCCAACUUCAACCUCGAGAAAAACUGCUGUUCAAACAAAAAAAAACAACUGUACAGACAACGUUUUAACAUUACUAAGCAAAGGCAACAUACGUUGAUUGGUUAUCUUGCCGACGCACAAGCGAGUAAGAGACGACAUCUGGUUGUCUGCUCUCGAGCAAAGACGGCCUGCACGUGCCUCUGCCAACCAAAUAACCCCGGCCGGCCUCCCAUUGCAAAUUGAAUUUCGUUUGCUUCCUCUCCAGAAAAGCGCAUGACGGUCCUGAGCUGUUUGCGUGCCUUCCGUGUCGGAACAUUUAGUUCUGUAUGCUUUGCGGCACCAUGAAUGGCGGUGCAGCCCAUUGCUUUAUUCUCAUUUUCUUGGCCGUCGGCGUUACCGAGCUUUGCCUCGCCGGACCUUUGCAUGCCCAGUGCAAAGUACAAUGGUAUUUUGGAAUACCAUGUCAAACGGUUUAUGAAUCCCUGGUUUUACAAAUAAGGCAGUGGGAAACCAUGGCUGGCUGCAGGCAGGGUGGACAACGGUGCUUGUACAAGUUGCAAUCUGCCUCGGUCCACUUUAUAGCUGCCAAACACAUCUCUCCUUUGAAGAAAUAUAAGGAUUCCCUUCAUUUCCGCCUCGUUCCCUAUUAUUUCUUCACCUUCUGUCAUGUUUCGGCCAUGUCAAUCUCUGAGACCUGGUAUGUCAUCAAAGACCAUGGCACAAACUACUGCAACCUCUACAACCUCAUUGAAGGAAGCGGUCUGACUGAAGCCAGGGGUUACAAGGAGAUCACCAGUGACUUUCUAUGCACUCAACGCUCUUCAGCCAACUGCACUGUCUUUUGACUUCUGACUCCAACAAUAACAGGGAGCUAACUAUAGCAUUCAACUGAAUGUUCUGUUUUGACAAGAAGAGCAAAUGUUACAGAAAGUCAUGAUCUUGGAAAAUCAAUAGUGCUCAGAAAUAUCCGUACAUUAGCUUUCAUUUGGUCAACAUGAGUGACAGUUGUGCCAGGAAGUGACACUAAUAAAAUAGCCUCCUUGAUUUGUAACGCUGUCCCCAAGUAUGGACCAAGUAUUGAGCUAUCUGCAUUAUUAACUGUGGCAAAGUAGUCAUAAAUAAAGAUUCAUUUUAUUUAUUUAAUUUGUUAGUUAUUUUUUUUAUUUUUUAUUUUUUUUAAUAUGACUGAACAACAACCAUCAUUAAUUUCUUUAUGGUUAUGUUUUGUUUAAUGAUUAUGCUUUGCUGAAAUGCUUGAUCGUUUAAUUUGAAUCCCAUUAAAAUAAAAAAU
Molecule: messenger RNA, 2903 nt
Organism: Phyllopteryx taeniolatus (common seadragon)
Lineage: Eukaryota; Metazoa; Chordata; Actinopteri; Syngnathiformes; Syngnathidae
Exons: 5
Coding region: 1939-2457 (172 amino acids)
Source: RefSeq, a predicted model, not a curated record